This is a messenger RNA of Lineus longissimus, 2520 nucleotides long. RefSeq lists its product as uncharacterized. The record is from RefSeq and is a predicted model, not a curated record. Gene Ontology annotation, molecular function: protein binding. The transcript has 2 exons. The coding region runs from base 233 to 1933 and encodes 566 amino acids. Lineage: Eukaryota; Metazoa; Nemertea; Pilidiophora; Heteronemertea; Lineidae.
CCAUGAAAAACCAACUUGGGGAAAAAAUGGGCUAGUUUUUGGCUUCUAAAUACUAAUUUGAGAGAUGAAUCUCAACAACAUGUAGCUAACUUGACUUCUAAAGGAAUCCACCAAGUAAAGAUGUUCGAAAUAGUGCCGAAAGAGAUCAGGAAAUACCAAAUUUGCCCAUAUACUCUGGUGUUCAUCAGUGACAGUAGUGUCUGUCACUAGUGUCAGUGAAUUCACUGAAGGAAUGAAAAUGACAGUUCUCGAAAAAACGGUGCACAAUGCACCACUAUUGGCAUUGAUGCAUGCACUGACAAAUGGAGUUGGACAUCAUUGUCAGAGUCUCCUGUUAGCUUUAACUCUCGCUUUAUCGUUGGUGACUGGUUAUUCCAAUGGUGACCCUGAUAGUGAUGCAUUAUCUACCAAAAUGCCAAGUCGCAAGCCAGGGAUGGCCUUUUCCACAACACUGAAGCCACCAAACAGUAUUUCAAGUCCUGUGCUAGAUUGGACAUGGAUAUAUGGCAGCCAGCUGUACAACCAAUCUUCAUGGCUGAAACACAAUGUGUCGCAUGUCCCAGAUAACCCUGGUGCCCGAGGUGGUAGUGCAUUCUGGAUCGAUAGCAAGCAUAAACUGUGGAUGUUCAGUGGCCUAGGUUUUGAUGGUGAUAACACAGCAACUGAGGCAAAACUCCUCAGUGACUUUUGGCUGUUUGACACUCCUAACAACACCUGGCGAUCUCUGAAACAACAAACAACUGAUGGAGUGAGUUUGCCCCCACCACGGAGGCAUGCCUCUGCCUGUGGAGUCAGUGGUAUCAUGUUCGUGAUAUAUGGUGGUCGGGGAAAAGACCAAGUGGUGCUGAAUGAUACCUGGGUCUACAUGUUGCGGAACAGUACGUGGCUUUCCUUGAAUGACCAGCUUCUUAAAAUUCCAUCUGCAAGGUUUGACAUGGUGUCCUGGUGUCUGGUCGAUAGGUUGAUUAUUUUUGGGGGUGUGGGCUUGAACAACGAGAUCCAGUCAGAUGUCUGGCAGUUUACAUUCCAUAAUUUAGCCUGGGAGAAAAUAGAGAUGAAAUUGGAACACUUCACUGAUGACGCAUAUAAUCAUGUUUACCCUGCGCCUCGUAAUGGUGCAGCCUCGUGGGUUGGGCACAAUCAGACCAUGUAUAUGUUUGGCGGAAAUAUCAAGGAUGGUGUAAAUCCAGAUCUCCAGAAUUCCUUAGGUUUUGUCUCUGAUUUAUGGAGACUUGAUUAUAAAGGUAAUGAGUUUACUUGGGUGUACAUCAGAGGGUACACCAAGACGCCUUGUGGGCAUAUGGGCAUUUAUGGAAAAUUUGGACAUGGAGAAAACUCUACUAUGCCCGGAUGCAGAACAGGUGCGACAACUUGGGUAGAUGGUAAUGGUAAUAUAUAUUUAAUGGGAGGGAAGGGGGUAGACUCUGUUGCAUAUGCAAAUACCAAGCGCAGUGAUAAAUUCCUUGCCGAUAUCUGGCUGUUCGACAUAGCCAAACAACAAUGGGUGUGGGUUGGAGGGUCGACACAUGGCAAUAAGGCACCACGCUAUGGGACAUUGGGUCUACACAAUGCAGAGAACACUCCGGGAUCAAGAUCACAUGCCGUGGCCUGGCCCAUCCAGUCUGACACUAUUUACUUAUUUGGAGGUGUACGUACUGUGCAGGGGAAUCUAGGGUACAUGGAUGAUCUGUGGAGGCUGUGUAUUGGUUCCAAAGAGACAAGUGAUCUGGUAUUUUUGUUGCCAUUUUCUUCGGGCGUUUUGUUUCUUGUAUGUUUCUCUGGUGUGAUGACCGUAGCCGUUUUGUUUGGUCUGGGUGUGUUCCUAAAGAAAUGCAUUGAUUUGCCUCGCCACAGUCCAUCACGCUCUCCUGUUAGGGAUUACCACAUCAAGUAUUCACCACUGAGUAAUGACAACUCAUUAGAAAUGACUUGAACUAUUCUAACACUAUUAUCUGACGUUGAUGUUGCUCUAGAUCAAAACCAUUUGUGUUCACUACUUGUACAUGUAUGUAUCCUUGUAAUUUUCGCUGGAAUGUGAUCAAAUGUUUUUUUUACAUGAAUGUAUUAGAACUGAAAUGGGGCAUGUGUUCAAUCUUUUCGUCGUUCAAUAAAAUACGCAUUUUCUGUGUUUGUUGUCAUCGUAACUUCUCACCUCGGUAUUUAACUUUUAUUUGUUUUUUUAUGUCCCAUCAAAAAUGUUCCUUCUUGUUAAUGUUUUUGCUUUUAUCUUGAUGACGGUGGGAUGGGGUGGGGGUAGGUGUAUGUACUUAUAUCCUUGGCACACUAAUCAGACUAAUUGAAUUUACAUGUCAUCAUUCAUUGUUGUACAUGCUUUGGAAUUUAGCAAUGUUAAUGUAAAUUGUACAGUUUAUUGUAUAUUUGGCACAAUGUCUACUUAUAGUGUCAUCUCCAUUGAAACUAUGUUAAUACCACCCUAUUGCAUUUGUAUUGUACUGUAUUGUCUCUGAAGGUGUUUUUUUGUCGAGCAUAAUAAAUCUGGUAAUAAAAAAUGAAAAUGAA